AUGGACGACACAAUCACCACCACAGGCACCACCACCACCGUCGGUCCCCUCCCACCCACCACCGGCCCCCACAACCGCGGCGGCAUCGGCUCCUCCACCUCCAUGACCGCUCCCCCCGGCAUCGACUCUCCCUCCGGCAUAACCUCCGAGUCCUCCCUGACCCCCGUCGCCCCCGUCUCCGGUGACGCUCGCACCUCCAAAGCCGUCAAUAGUCGGCGCUUCUCCGGCUCCUCGUCCACCGGCAGAACAGGCGGCACGGGCAUCGGCCACGGCGGCAUGCGCAAGUGGGGCGCUGAUCCUGCGCAGUCUAUGAGUCGCAUGGGAACAGGGGCGAGGGAUACCAGUGAUAGCAAGUUGAUUGAUGAUAGUACUAAGCUUUUCCCUUCUACUUCUUCUUCUACUGGUGGGGAGAUGGGCUUCAGUGGUGGUAUCAGUGGUAUCGGUGCGGGAGAGGGAGAGGGAAAUGUGUUUAGGAAUGAGCGGAAUGCUAGUAUUAGCAGUACUAGUAGCACGGGAAGUGAUCGGUUGAUGGGGCCGGCUAGUGCGGUUACUGAGUAUCCGCAUCCUAGACGGUCAUCCCACGGCCUCUUCGAAGGCUUAACCGCCCAGAAGAGACGCAACGACCCGGCUAGUGUCGCGCGCAGACAGAGCUUGAGCGAGCAGAGGCCGUCUACUGGGUUCAUUGCUAAGAUGUGGGAUAACUGGGUACGCGGCGUCCCUCCUGACAUCUAA
This is a messenger RNA of Sordaria macrospora k-hell, 732 nucleotides long. RefSeq lists its product as uncharacterized. The record is from RefSeq and is a predicted model, not a curated record. Lineage: Eukaryota; Fungi; Ascomycota; Sordariomycetes; Sordariales; Sordariaceae.